CUCGCUCGUGACUCGUCCUACCCAAAAAUCGUUACCAUCGAGGCUGCAGCUUCCGUAUAUAAAUACAGCACACGCCAAAUUCAGCGCAACAGUAUUCAAUUAUUAACCGCUUUUGUUCAAGCAGCGUCUCCUGCUGUUUCUUCUUCUCGUUGACGAUCAUGGACUUCGAACCUCACGCUCUGAAAAGCUCCGACGAUUCGUUAACGUCAUCGAAGCUGAUUCUUUAUUCUUUCUGGCGGAGCUCCUGCUCGUGGCGUGUUCGCUUUGCGUUGAACCUCAAAGAAAUGUUUCCCGACUGUUGCUUAGGGCUUUCUUACGAGUACAGAGCAAUAAACCUUGGGAAAGGAGAACAAUUAAGUCCAGAUUUUGAGCGCCUAAAUCCUCUUAAGUAUGUUCCUGUAUUAGUAGAUGGUCCGGUGGUAGUUUCAGAUUCUUACGCGAUUUUGCUGUAUCUGGAAGAGAAAUAUCCACAGAAGGCGCUGCUGCCUGCUGAUCUUCGUUUAAAAUCUCUUAAUCUGCAAGUGGCAAGUAUCGUCAGCUCAAGUAUACAACCUGUUAUUAUGAUGGGAUUGCUGAAAACUAUCGGGGAAAAAUUUGGUCCAGAAGAGCAGCUACCAUGGGCUCAGUCCAAUUUAGAAAAAGGUCUCAAUGCUCUUGAGAAACUGCUGAAGGAUUGUUCUGGCCAUUAUGCUUUAGGGGAUGAAGUACAGAUGGCUGAUGUAUUUUUGGCUCCCCAAAUUUCAAAUGCUAUUGAGAACUUCCACAUUGACAUGUGCAGUCUAAGUUUCCAACCUUAGCAAGGAUUUAUGUAUCUUACAAGAAGUUACCAGAAUUCCAAGCCUCGUCACCAGAAAGGCAGCCCGACGCCCUCCAUUAGGUCGUUUGUCUCCACAUUAUUGUACUAUUACACAUUUGACAUUUACUUGAACUUGUAAUUAGUUACAAUAACUUGUAAUUAGUUACACUUGCAAAUAUGGAGAUAGAUAACUUUCUUAUCAUGGAGAUAAGUUAAUUGAUAGUUUCUCUGAAAAUUUCA
Benincasa hispida (wax gourd) is the source of this 1036-nucleotide messenger RNA. Its product is annotated as glutathione S-transferase zeta class-like. Lineage: Eukaryota; Viridiplantae; Streptophyta; Magnoliopsida; Cucurbitales; Cucurbitaceae. Gene Ontology annotation, cellular component: cytoplasm. The record is from RefSeq and is a predicted model, not a curated record. Gene Ontology annotation, biological process: L-phenylalanine catabolic process; glutathione metabolic process. Gene Ontology annotation, molecular function: maleylacetoacetate isomerase activity; glutathione transferase activity.